GACUUUUUGCCCUCUGUUCCGGGGUCCCUCAGGCGGUCAAGCCAGUUGGCACACGCCCAGGCGGCGCUCCUGCCCCAAGCUCCCUCCCUCUGCCUUUCAGUCCCAGCUGCCAACAUCUUGGAAGGUAUCCCAGGAUUACCUGCCUGCUUAGACCUGCUACAAAAGCUCUGUGCAUCCUGCCAUAGAGGACUCCCAGGAAGGAGCAGUAGUCUGAAAGACUUUAACUACAAGGAAAUGUCAUUCAGAUUUGGCCAACAUCUCAUCAAGCCCUCUGUGGUGUUUCUCAAAACAGAACUGUCCUUUGCUCUCGUGAACAGGAAACCUGUGGUACCAGGACAUGUCCUCGUGUGCCCACUGCGGCCAGUGGAGCGCUUCCGUGACCUGCAUCCCGAUGAAGUGGCCGAUUUAUUUCAGGCGGUUCAGAGAGUUGGGACAGUGGUGGAGAAACAUUUCCAGGGAACAUCACUCACCUUUUCCAUGCAGGAUGGCCCCGAAGCUGGACAGACUGUGAAGCAUGUUCAUGUUCACAUUCUUCCCAGGAAGGCUGGAGACUUUCGCAGGAAUGACAGCAUCUAUGAUGAGCUCCAAAAACAUGACAAAGAAGAGGAGGACUCCCCAGGCUCUUGGAGAUCAGAGGAGGAAAUGGCGGUAGAAGCUGCAACAUUGAGGGUCUACUUUCAGUGACAGGCAAGAAAGUAACUCAAACAAAUCCCAAGGCAUAAGGAAAUGGGCCUUGUUCUCUUGGACUCUGCAGCAUUCGAAAUGAAGCUAAGCAGACUUUAUUACAUCCUACAGUUCUGCAGCCUUUUGUGAAGCAUUUUAUUACGCUUACGGAAGCCAUCGGGGUUAUGUUUCAAUCACGAUGACUGACAGGCUAUCUUCAAAACAACGGCACCAACAGCCCUUCCACACUUCUUUGGCUAUGUACUUAGAAUAGAACCUCCUCUAAAUUGUCCCUUGGACUGGA
Cynocephalus volans (Philippine flying lemur) is the source of this 967-nucleotide messenger RNA. RefSeq names its product fragile histidine triad diadenosine triphosphatase (gene FHIT). Gene Ontology annotation, molecular function: ubiquitin protein ligase binding; bis(5'-adenosyl)-triphosphatase activity. The record is from RefSeq and is a predicted model, not a curated record. Gene Ontology annotation, biological process: intrinsic apoptotic signaling pathway by p53 class mediator; negative regulation of proteasomal ubiquitin-dependent protein catabolic process; purine nucleotide metabolic process. The coding region runs from base 235 to 684 and encodes 149 amino acids. The transcript is spliced from 8 exons. Gene Ontology annotation, cellular component: cytoplasm; nucleus; plasma membrane. Lineage: Eukaryota; Metazoa; Chordata; Mammalia; Dermoptera; Cynocephalidae.